This is a messenger RNA of Neltuma alba, 1679 nucleotides long. RefSeq names its product cytoplasmic 60S subunit biogenesis factor REI1 homolog 1. Gene Ontology annotation, cellular component: preribosome, large subunit precursor. The coding region runs from base 222 to 1457 and encodes 411 amino acids. Gene Ontology annotation, biological process: ribosomal large subunit biogenesis. The transcript is spliced from 5 exons. Lineage: Eukaryota; Viridiplantae; Streptophyta; Magnoliopsida; Fabales; Fabaceae. The record is from RefSeq and is a predicted model, not a curated record. Gene Ontology annotation, molecular function: zinc ion binding; nucleic acid binding.
AUGGCGGGAGGUGUACGGAGCGGUGAGCAGACCUAAUGGGCCGCCAGUGAGAUAAGCACAUGCGCAAUCGAAGAGUGAGUCGCCUUCGUUUCAUCACCGACUCGUCUCUCCCAGCCGUCGCCUGCUUUAUAUUUGAUCACUGAACCGAAACAAUAUCAGGCUCGCCGAGGGAAUUCUCCUGACCAAGAUAAUUAAGGCUGAUUCGUAAGAAGUCUUUAAUCAUGCCAGGUUUGACAUGUAAUGCUUGCAACAAAGAAUUCAGCGACGAUGCAGAGCAAAAGCUUCAUUACAGAUCGGAGUGGCACCGAUACAAUCUCAAGCGCAAGGUGGCCGGCGUUCCUGGGGUGACAGAAGCACUGUUCAUGGCCAGACAGUCUGCAGCUGCUCAAGAGAAAGAUAAAAAUGAAACUCCCAUGCUCUAUAGCUGUGGCCUUUGUGGAAAAAGUUAUAAGAGUUCUAAGGCUCAUGCUGAGCAUCUCAAAUCCCGUGGUCAUUUGAUGCGGGCAUCUCAAGGAAGUAGUCAUUCAGAUGACAAGGCAAUAGUCAAGCCGCUACCACAACGUGUAGUGAAUAGACCUCUUCCCAGAAGAGAUGUAGACAAUGAUGAAAGUGAAGGAAGUGAAGAUGAAUGGGAGGAGGUUGAUCCUGAGGAUCCUUCGAUCAAUGAUGCUUCAACGUCCUUGACUGGUUUGAAUGUGAAUGAGCAUGAUGACAAUGUUGAUAUGGACGAAGAUGAUGAUGAUGAUGAUUAUGGGGAUUUGGAUCCGUCAUGCUGUUUUAUGUGUGAUCAAAAGCAUGAUACUAUAGAGAGUUGCAUUGUUCACCUGCACAAGCAGCAUGGGUUCUUCGUUCCAGAUGUUGAGUAUUUAAAGGAUCCAAAAGGCCUGCUUACCUACCUAGGCCUCAAGGUCAUGAGGGAUUAUAUGUGUCUUUACUGCAAUGAUAGAUGCCAUCCUUUCAGCAGCCUGGAAGCAGUUAGGAAACACAUGGCGGCCAAAAGUCACUGUAAAGUGCAUUAUGGUGAUGAUGAUGAUGACGAGGAAGUGGAGCUGGAAGAAUUCUAUGACUAUAGCAGCAGUUAUGUGGAUGAGCAAGGGAAGCAACUAGUUGCAUCAGGUGAGACGGCCAACAGCGUAGAACUUGGCAGCUGUGGAUCAGAGCUUGUGAUCACUAAGAAAUCAAAUGAUGGAAUAUCAACUAGAGCACUUGGCGCUCGUGAAUUUUUGCGUUAUUAUCGUCAAAAGCCCCGUCCAUCACACACAAAUAACAUGGCUGUUGCUGCGGCAUUGGCUUCAAGGUACAGGAACAUGGGUUUGGCGACUGUGCAAUCAAGGGAGCAUAUGGUGAGGAUGAAAGUGCUGAAGGAAAUUAAUAGGUCUGGCGUGGAAGCCAUGCGUUCUAAAAUAGGGAUGAAAAGUAACGUCAUCCGGAACUUGCCAAAGAAUGUUCCGUAUUAGUCCCCCUGCUUCCUACCCUUUUUGUGUUCCCCCCGUGUUAUUUAAUCUCAACUGUAUAACUUUUAGUCAUGAGUUUGCUUUCUAAAGCAAGUCUGAGAUUUUGGCUACCCUCGAGUAUCCCCGCACUGGGAGUUUCCCGCGGGCAUUGGCACUUGUGGGUCUAUGCUUGAUGAAAUGACACGAUGUUUUACUUACUGGAAGAUGUUGCAUGACUUGAUUAUA